Molecule: messenger RNA, 2491 nt
Organism: Ectocarpus sp. CCAP 1310/34
Lineage: Eukaryota; Phaeophyceae; Ectocarpales; Ectocarpaceae
Source: the annotation of a GenBank genome assembly
UACCGUCCUUUCCUCUCUAUUCCAUGCCUCAAACAUCUCCCUGUACGUCCCAUCUAUUUUUCCCAGCUCAGUCACGUAAACUUCCCUCUCCUUCUUAUACCACGGACAUUCCGCGACUACACGAACACGGUCGUCGCAUUCGAAGCCGCAAUCACAUUUGAACUCGUCGUCUUCCUCGUCUACCGUCCUAUGUCUUCGUCGACGUUCUCGAAGGCCUAUGUCCCCGGUCCUGAAUUUGACCUUAAGCUUUGUUCCUGCAUCCAUUGGUCCAUGUAGGUAAUCCUUGAACCCUAUUCCUUCCUUCAACAUUCCGUACACGUCUAGAGCCUCCUUAUCCUUCGAUUAUUUCCUCAGAUUCUGUUCUUCUCUCUCGGCACAAGCAACAGAUAUCUUCUCCUUGAACCCCUGUAGACCCUCCGUUUCCAGCGUUUCAUCUUCGUCGAUGUCGAGCCCCUUCCAUACGUCCUCUACAACCUUGACCCAUUCCGUGGGUUGUCUACCCCUCUUUUUGUUUGCCCACUUCGCCUCCCAUACAAUCCUCGGCAACCUCUCCUCUCCCAUCCCGCACAUGCGAUACUGCCAGGUCAGCUUCCUCGCGUCUCUUCCCGACCGUAGGGAUUGGAUCCCCAAUUCUGCCCUCAAGGCUGCAUUGCUUGUGCGCUUGGAGCAUCCAAGGAUGAUUUUCGCUGCUUUCAUCUGCGCCGCCUCGAGUUCUUUCACUACCUUCUUAUUUCCUUCCCAUACUUCUCCGGCGUACUCUAGCGGCGGUACGAUUACGCUCUUCAAAACCGUCAAUUUGAUGCGUGUAUCGAGGGCCGGUUUGCGAGUGCUGGGUGCAGCUUCCCUGCUCGUGCUUUACCCUUUUCCGCUACCUUGGACAUGUGUGCAUUCCACGAGCAGUCUUUUGCGAUCUCUACUCCGAGGUAUGUGUACUGGUCCACUACUGCAAUCUCCUCGAUCCCCCACUUCCAUCUAUGUUCUACUGGUUCCUCCUUGUUCUCGUUGCAUACCAUGACGGCACUCUUCUGAACGUUGGCAGACAAUCUCCACUUAUCAGUAAACUUCUUCGCCGCGUCAAUUUGCAGUUGCAGUCCCUCAGGGGUGUCCGACAUACCGACAAAAUCAUCCGCAAACAGCAUUCCUGAAACCGACGUUUCCGUGUCCCCUACUUUUACUCCCUUCCGGACUGCCUCUACGACUUCCAACAGAUCGUUGAUGAACACCUGGAACAAUGUUGGGGACAGCGUGCAACCUUGUGGGACCCCCUGCUCAAUGUCGAAGAAUUUUGACAGUUCUCCGUCUAGCAUGACCGCGCUUUUCGUACACUCUGUCAUCUUCUUCAGCACUCUCCACAUUUUCCCCUUGAUCCCGUAUUUGGACAGUUGUUUCCACAACCCAUUUCUCCAUACGGUGUCGUAUGCCUUUUUCACGUCCAGGAAGAAGCAGUACGUCGGCUUUCCCGCCCUCUUUCUACCUUGGAUGAUUCUCCCUACCGUGAACACGUGGUCUACGCACCCCCUCUUCUUGCGGAAACCUGCCUGGCCCUCACUAAUGCUAUGUUCCUUCUCCAAUACUCCCACUAUCCUAUCGUUCAGCAGCUUACAGAACACUUUUCCUACUGUGUUCAACAGUGUGAUCCCCCUGUAGUUUCCUGGGUCAGUCUUGUCUCCUUUCUUAAACAAGUUCACAACCACGCCUUCCCUCCAUCUACUUGGCGUAUACUCGUUUUUCCACACCCAAUUGUACAGCAGUACCAUCAGCUGGAUCAUCCCCUUCCCCCCAAACUUCAUGAACUCGUUGACUAUCCCAUCCGCUCCUGCUGCUUUGUGGCACUUCAGCUUGUUCACACACGCCUCAACCUCGUCCUCAGUGAACUCCUUUUCUAGUUCUACGUUCCCAACGUCUGCCUUCGAUGUCUCUUCUCCUUUCUGGGCCCAUGCAUCCACCUCCUUCUUAAACACUUGGUCAAAAGCUUCAUCCUCCGAGAGCACUCCGAGUCUCUCGUAGUGUCCUGCUAGAACUUCCCUUUUUCCCUUCCCACUGCUGACUAAUCCACCGUUCACACCUCGCAAAGUUGCGACCCCUGUAUCCCCCCCUUGCGCGGUCUUUUUUACCAUUCCACUAAUCCCUUCCCACAUCUGCUUGACGUUCCCCUCCAGGCCUCCGUUGGCCUUCUGCACUUCUUCGUCCCAAAUACACUUUUUCUUCUUUUUCAUUAGCCCUUGCACCUGUUUUCUCUUGGCCCUGUACUUUUCCCAACUCUCCUCAGACGCCUCACUCAGGUACUGCUUGAAGACUUCUCUACGUUCCCCUAUUUCUUCUUUCAGCUCGUCAUCCCACCACUUAACCGAUACCCCACAUCGUACCACCUUCCUUCCCACUACUCUCUCUGCCGUUGCGUUCACGAUGGACUCCCACCCUUCAAUCACCCUGUCCCCUGCUGUCUGUACGUCUACCUGUCCGUCUUCGACGCUUCUCAGCAGUUUCCUGA